Molecule: messenger RNA, 2970 nt
Organism: Nasonia vitripennis (jewel wasp)
Lineage: Eukaryota; Metazoa; Arthropoda; Insecta; Hymenoptera; Pteromalidae
Product: oxysterol-binding protein-related protein 11
Exons: 2
Coding region: 302-910 (202 amino acids)
Source: RefSeq, a predicted model, not a curated record
CUUUAUUAUUCAACAGUAAAGAAAAAUGUCUCCGUGUUUUUUUGAGAGAAAUGUUGAUACAUAGACUAACAAGAUUAGCAAGUUUAUAUCUUUACAUGAAUCAUCUAUUACCCACCCAUACGUAGAUAUAAAUGUAUUAUUGCACAAAAUGUGCUGUAUAUAGUGAAAUUAACAUAUUAUUUAAGUUCAAAAAUAGUAGAGUAACAACAGUAAUUCAUAACCAAAUAAGUGAAAAAUGACUUGCUACUGUUGUAAACCUUGCAUAUGACUUGGAAAAGAAGAUCGCUCAGAAAACUUGACAAUGAGCGUUCAAAACAGGUACCCUUACGAGGGUUUGCUGCACAAAUACACAAAUGCCAUGAAGGGUUGGCAAUAUCGCUGGUUCAUCCUGAGUCCAGAGACCGGUGAGCUGCACUACUUUUUGAGCGAGUCAGAGAAGAAUCAAAGACCUAGAUGUUCAAUUUAUCUUGCUGGUGCUGUUAUCGCCCCUAGUGAUGAGGACUCCAACACCUUUACCGUAAAUUCUGCUACUGGUGACAUGAUAAAGCUGCGUGCAACGGAUGCCAGGGCACGGCAGGAGUGGGUGGACAAGCUUCGCGCGGUCACCGAGAUGUACACCCGAGCCAUUGCCAGCAGUCACCCACCACUGCCACCUCGUGAACACUCAGGCAGCCUGCGCGCUAGCAAUUCAGGAAGUGGAGGUAGUGGCAGCGUGGCUAAGCUCGAGGUCCUGGAUGCGUUUGCCAACUGCCGUGAACAGCUUAACAAGGCUGAAAAGCAGAGCCAGUCACUGGCUCAAUCCAUCGAAAGUAGCAGCUUGAAUCUUGAUCCAGAACUAUUGCUACUUAAGGCAACUGCUCACGCCACAGUCUAUACCCUCAAUCAGUGUCUCAACAUCCUUUACCAGUAGCGAGUGCUCGACCAGGCCAGGGAGAGAGGACUCAAGGCCAAGGUCAACGGAGGGCUCUGGUGGACCGUCACCAGGGACAAAGAGCAGUAGAGUCUGCGGAUAAUUGCCUUUGUGGUAGUGCGAUCUUGAUCCGUAGAGUGCUGUUGUUUGGUAGAUAAUGAAUGAGUAAUGAGCGAUAAUGUCUUGCCAGGAUUGGUCAUUGAGAACAUUGCAGAGUUAUCUGGUGUUAGAGAUUUUUCAUAUUGUCUUGACAGUAAAUCCCUUGAACAUUACUGAUACUUUAUGGUUGAGAAAAUUAAAAAAAUCUUAUCGGAUACACUUCUGUUUCUGCGCAACAAUAAUACAAAAGUCUUCAGAUGCACCCUCAAACAAGAAGUAAAAUGUUUUUUAGAUGAAAAAUCCUCUAUUUCAUUGAAAAAAUGUUGGUAAAAGAUACUGUGCCUGAUUUGAAGUUUACAACACAACUGUCGAUUUUUGACUGUAAAAUACUAUCUGUCUAUAACAAAGUGGCAGUUGACUAUCCUAAAAUAUCAUGAAUAUCUAGCAAAAGAAUCAAAUAUUCUUUGUGGAUAAAAUGAGUCUUUCAAACUCUUUCUUCUCAAAACAUUAAACUUUAAGCUAUAUUUUUUUGUUGUGCAGUCACAGGUUUUCCAAAUGAACUUUUUUUAUUAUUGCAUAGGCCAAUAUAAAAUGUAAAAAUAUACAUAUAUAUAAUAACAAUCAUCUGUUGAAUAUUUGUUUAUUGAAGUUUAAGUUGUAAAAAUAUAUUUAAUAUAAUGACAUUUAAAAUUACAACUUUUAUUGACUCCGGGCAAAUUAUAGCUUAAAAAGAGACUUUUGUGAUUUAAUAUCAGUUUUUGCACUAUUCAGUAAACCAUACAAAAUUUAUUUUAUCAAGUUUAGGCAAUUUGACUGAAAAUUAAAAUGUUAAUUGUACAUGAAAGUACAAAUUUCGCUAUUAGAAUUAUCCUAAUUUUCAGUGCUUUGAACAUAUUUCUCGUAUAGUAAUGUCAAUUUUUCUAAAAAUAUUACGAUUCUAUGCAAAAAAAUACUUUCAAUUAUAGUACAUUAUUUUAUCGAUUUUAAUGGAAAUAUAUUCAGACAUAUAGACGAUUUACUUGAGAGAAACGAUAAAAUUUCAAUAUCUUGUAAGUUUUUGGCAUAUAAAUAAGGUUUGGUUAUAAUUUUUUAAUGAUUUAAGCGAUAUUUGGAUUCAAUUACUUUUGCGAUAAAGGUUUUGUUCUUUAUAAAUGCCUAUUGCUUUCCAAUUAGAAAUAACAUAUUGUCUUAUUUAUUUCUAUGAAUACUUUGGAUCAUACUUUGAAGUAUUUAAAAUACUUGCCCUUCGACAUUUUUUUUAAAUUCACUCGAAACUUGUACAGUAUAGUUAAAAUAAGCCAACCAUGACUAAUUAAUUAUUUCUAUAAAAUUCUGAAUAACGUCAGUAAUCAUUGUAAGUGAUAAGAAUACUAUUGAAUUCCACCAUAGUUCAGUCAUUUAAUAUUCUAAGCUUGAGACAGAAAAUAGAUUAUAUUCGCUUGUGCAACAGCUUCGACUUAGGAUACGAGACAAGGAAGUACAAAAUAUUUUCCAUUUAGAAUUAUUAUAAUGUAAUAAUCAAAUACAUUGUUAUUCUGUUUGUAUAGCUAUGCGUUUGUCGGUCGCGCGAGAUCCAGAGUGUCACACACAAGUGCGUUUCCUACAUAUCAUUGUUUUUUUCGAACGAUAGCAAGAAUAAGACAUCCUCUGCCUUCCAGAAUUUUUGUAAUCGUCUUUUUUAACUUAGUCUUCUUUUCGUUGAUUGUCCCUGUGUGUAAAGAGUAAAUUUCAUUGUUUUUUUGUAACGUGAGUGCGCUCUGCCACGCCAAUCAAUUGUAAUUCGAACUCUAGAAUGUUUACUUAUGUAAAAUGUAAAAACAAAAUAACGAGAAGAGUCGUGCAAUUGUGUGAGGGUGUCAGAAAAUUCGUAACAUGUAGAUACGUAUUUUGUAUGUAAGUGUACAGUUGCCGAAGAGGAUUUCAGGAAAUAAAAAUUGACCGUUACAGGCUUUUAUUAUUAA